This is a messenger RNA of Spodoptera frugiperda (fall armyworm), 2386 nucleotides long. RefSeq lists its product as uncharacterized. Gene Ontology annotation, molecular function: nucleic acid binding; zinc ion binding. NCBI's taxonomy places the organism in Eukaryota, Metazoa, Arthropoda, Insecta, Lepidoptera, Noctuidae. The transcript has a single exon. The record is from RefSeq and is a predicted model, not a curated record. Bases 215 to 1486 code for a protein of 423 amino acids.
UCGCUUACAAGACGCGAGACUUCAUAGACGUGUACUUUGCCUUUAAUAAUAAUGUAAUAUCUUAAUAACUUACAAUAAUUGUCACUAUAAAAUUAACUGCAGUGUCAGUUCGAAAGUAAAGUGUGUCGCGAGUGUGAUUUUACAAUUUAUACUUACUUAUAUUGUGCAAGAUGAACUAAAUAUUUCUUGGUUAUAACAUAUAUCUGUGUUAGUUAUGUCUAACCAAACAGCUUCCCCUUUCGGGCGUAGCCAACUAUUGCAGCGAAGUCCUCCACCGACUCCAAAUCAACCAGAACCAGUUCAACCUAUUGAGCAAAUUCCACCUCAAGCUCCAGCCGUGUUGGCUGGUGAGUUACCCCCUGAAGUUGUUUCAACACCAGAUAUCCAGAAAUGGAUUGGGUCAAUAGACGCCGUUCUCACUGAGGUCUGCACCAUAGUCUCAGAAGGGAAAAUGAACAACGAUCAAAAGCAGCGUGUCUCCGCCCUUUGUCGCAACGUUUUAAAGGGGACAAGUCAAAUGGCCGUAGAAUAUCAAGCUUUAAAGCAAAAAACCAUCCAAGCGCACCACACAGUACUGCAUCUAAAAGAACAGCUGGACCUUGCAGAAUCUAUUAAGGUGAUCAAAAAUACUAUAAUCGACAAAUUAUCGCCUUCGGACAUAACCUCUUCAUCUUACGCUAGCAUAGUAAAAAAAAGUUCCGAAACCCUCAUCCGUCCAGCAAAUCUGAGUUCUGUGGCCAUCUAUCCUUGCGACAAGACGAGAACAAGCGAAGACACAAAGUCACUUGUUCAGAAAAUUAUUUCGCCUGAAGAACUAAAGCUUCAUGUCCGUGGCCUAAAAAAAGUCAGAAACGGGGGUGUACUUAUUAGGACCGAGAACAAAGGAGAUAUUGAAAAGCUCAGGAAUUCAGCGAAACUGAUGUCAUCUGGCCUUACGGUAGAAGAAACCCCCAAGCGCCGACCUAGGAUUGCUGUCGUUGGAGUUCCAGUAGCACUUACUGAAAGAGAAGUAUUUGACUGUAUCUAUGAGCAAAACCUUUCGGAGAAAUUGGCAAAUAGUACUCGAGAGUCCUUUCUUGCUACUGUCAAAUUGAGCCAUAAGUCAGGUAAGAAAGGUCUUCCCACUUGCAAUUAUAUAUUAGAAGUUUCUGCUGCCGUCAGGAAAGUACUCAUAAACCAAGGCCGGAUUUUUAUAAACUGGACUUCUUGCCCUGUAAGAGAUUUCACAAUAGUUACAAGAUGCUUCAACUGCCAGCAGUUUGGCCAUGCAGCCAAGUUUUGUCGUGAAACUAGUCCUACGUGCAACCACUGUGGGGAGACUGGGCAUUCCCACAAGGAGUGUGGCAGUAAAUCUUCUCCGCCUCAAUGUGCGACGUGCAAGCGCUUCAAGAAGAAAUCUGACCAUCAGACUGGUGACGCAGAGUGUCCGGCGCGUAAAUAUGCCGAGAUUAAUUAUAUCAAUUCCAUUGACUAUGAAGGCGCCUAAGAGCGCCCCGGAUAGUUUAUUUAGUAGCACUUAGUUAUUGUCUCGUAAGUUAAAAGUUACUCUAUAUUUUAUUAAUUUAGUAAUUAGUUUUUAUGGCCAGUCAGCUAAUCACUGAUCUGGAUGAAUUUUCUGUGUCUGAAGCCAAUACCUGUAAUGUAGAAGAUUGUAAACUUCUUCUUCCUUCUGGGGAAAAUACGCUUACGCUACUAACUCAAAAUAUUCGCAGUAUUAAUCGCAACAUGGAUGGCUUUGAAGUUCUAUUAGAAAGUCUUGACAUUAACUGUGAUGUUAUUGUCCUAACAGAAUGUUGGCUGUCUUCUCAGACAGCCAAUUUACCUUCUCUCGACGGCUACUGCACUCACAAAACAAAUUCAAACAUGAAUCAGAAUGAUGGUGUAGUGGUGUACAUCAAAAACAACUUAAAAGUUCUAGUGGAAGAGCCCAGAGUUCAAAAUAGUAACUGUUUAGUAAUUAAAAUUAUUCCGGAUACUGUAAUUAUGGCCAUUUAUAGGCCACCGUCUCAAAACAUUGACAGCUUCUUGGACUCACUUGAUGUAAACUUAAAACAUUUAUCUGCUUUUAAGAACAUUAUAUUAAUGGGUGACAUAAAUAUUAAUAUUGCUUCUGAGAGAGCAGAUACACAUGUACAUAACUACCUAAAUAUUUGUUCAUUUCAUGGUCUUUUACCAACCCAUUAUUAUCCCACGCACCAGUCUGGGUCAUGUUUGGAUCAUUUCAUCAUAAAAACCCGACAUCCGAACAAAACAUUAGUCACCAAUUCAUCGCUUACGGACCAUCAAGCUAUUUUGCUAACAAUACAAAAAUCCUCACCUAGAAAAAACUGCAUGCGUAGCUUUUUAAAAAUUGAUAUGACUAAUCUUGCACGUGACAUUCGCGACA